This is a messenger RNA of Gongylonema pulchrum, 225 nucleotides long. NCBI's taxonomy places the organism in Eukaryota, Metazoa, Nematoda, Chromadorea, Rhabditida, Gongylonematidae. The record is from the annotation of a GenBank genome assembly.
AUGUUGGAUCGCUCCCUUUCAGUGAUAUUUUGGUUUGCCCUGAGUUUGUUGGCAAUUGCUGAUUUUGAUGGCUUUUGCGAAGUUCAUCUCAGCGCUUGCAGAUUGUUUUGUGCUGCGAUCGUGUGUCGAUUGAAGGAGGUAUGUGGCGUAGCGUGUGGCGAUUUCGCGCUUGGAAAACAUCUAGCAUUUCGUUUACCAUUUGUAUUUGUUCUUUCGGCUGUAUAA